Molecule: messenger RNA, 415 nt
Organism: Phacochoerus africanus (Common warthog)
Lineage: Eukaryota; Metazoa; Chordata; Mammalia; Artiodactyla; Suidae
Product: metallothionein-1E
Exons: 3
Coding region: 98-283 (61 amino acids)
Molecular function (GO): metal ion binding
Source: RefSeq, a predicted model, not a curated record
CUGAAUCGCGGGCUCCUCGGCCACACGCCUCCCAAAGGACAAGUGCCUCUUCGCCACCGCCACUUGCUUUGGACCUCCGGCCACACCUCGCCUCCAAAUGGACCCCAACUGCUCCUGCUCCACUGGUGGCUCCUGCAGCUGCGCAGGCUCCUGCACGUGCAAAGCCUGCAGAUGCACCUCCUGCAAGAAGAGCUGCUGCUCCUGCUGCCCUGUGGGCUGUGCCAAGUGUGCCAAGGGCUGCGUCUGCAAAGGGGCAUCAGAUAAGUGUAGCUGCUGUGCCUGAUGUCGGGGAGCACCUGCCCCAAGAUGAAAAUGGAGGAAUGUGGGCCAACCUGCAUUUUUACACGACCCUGACUCAAUUGCUACAUUCCCUUCCUAUGAAAUAUGUGAAUGAUAAUAAAAGUUGCUGACACUA